AUGCAUUUCUAAACUUUCUUAGAAGAGCCUAACAAAUUAUCCUCAUAUUAGUAAUUACAAUAAUAAAGUAAUGUAUGCUUAACUACUCUUUCAGUUAAUGAAUAAAAAGAACAGAAAGUUAAAUCAGAUAUAUAGAAUUUAGAGAACAUUUGGGUAUAAUGGUUUAGCUAACAAUAACUGUCUCAAAAAUAAAAUGAUGAUACUUUAAAGAAAAAUGAAUCCAUUGAUAUAGAAUGCACUUAAGAGGCUAAUGUAUUUAUUAUUGAAUAUAAGAUAGGCAGUUGAAAAGAGUACUUAGCUUAAAAAUUUCUUUGAAAUACUUAAAUCAAGGAUAAUCAAUGAAAAAUUGUAUUCUACUAUGACACAAACAUAAAUGACUUAAUUUUUUGAAGAAGCCACAACCUAAAUUUAAAACAAAAUCAAACUUUAUGAAGACAUCUAGAAAUUAAAAUUACUCUAAAAUUAUCCAUGUAUAAUAUAAUUUUGAUAUUCUGUUUAGCAAAUACUAAGAGGACUUAUUCAAAAUCUGCUAAUAUGACACUUAAAAAAUGGUUGAUUGAGAAUUAUAACAAUCCUUAUCCAAAACCUCAUUAAGUAGAGUAAUUAGUCUAAUAAACAAAUUUAACCAACAAAUAGGUAUCAAUAUUCAUGAUUUCUUAUAGGUCUUAAAUUGGUUUAUAAAUGCUAGAAACAGUCUUAAAAAUAAAUCAGCAGAUGAAAAAAAGUUCAAACAUAUUGUUGAGUGUAAAUUUAAGGAACUUGCUAUGAUGAAAAAAAAAAAAAUAGAGCAAAGUAUUUGA
This is a messenger RNA of Paramecium pentaurelia, 800 nucleotides long. Lineage: Eukaryota; Ciliophora; Oligohymenophorea; Peniculida; Parameciidae. The record is from the annotation of a GenBank genome assembly.